Molecule: messenger RNA, 754 nt
Organism: Lycium ferocissimum
Lineage: Eukaryota; Viridiplantae; Streptophyta; Magnoliopsida; Solanales; Solanaceae
Exons: 1
Coding region: 53-400 (115 amino acids)
Source: RefSeq, a predicted model, not a curated record
GUUGUGAAGUUGAGGAAAUUAGAGGAAACCAAAAUACAGAGAACAUACAAGAAUGAGUGGAAGUGCUGCUUGCCCUUAUAACUCUCCAUAUACUACAACCAUGUUUGCUUUGGAGCAAAACAAAAACCAACCUCAACUACAAGUGUACAACACAACCAAAAUCGAAAAUCCUAAAUGUUUCACUAGUACUUUUACUACUAGUCAUAUUUCUAGUAGUACUAGUUGUAAUUUUCAGAUGCCUUUGCACUAUCCGAGGUACAAGAAAUCCGAUUAUGAGACGAUGCCGGUGGAGAAACUCGAUUGCCUUCUCAAACAGUAUGGACUGCCCGUGAUCGGGGAUGUCAAUCACAAGAGGAAGUUUGCUAUGGGAGCUUUCCUUUGGCCUAGCCAAAACACUUGAAUGAUCCAGGAGCGCUAGUCAUAGAUGCUGAUCUAGGACGAGUUCUGCUGGUUCAACUGAUCGAAUCCCCUAAAUUUAAAUCAUGAAUUCGACUAGAAAUUGUAAUCUCGAUCUAUGAUCAUAGUCAUGGUUUUAGUAUUGAAAUAAUUUGAUGUCAUGUCAUGUCAUGCAUGCAUCCUAUAGGAACCUUAGUAGUGGUUUUAUUUUAAUUUCCUCUGUAAAUAUUUUUAUCCCUUUUAGAAGGUUGCUUUAAUUUACUAGCUAGCUACCAGUAUGGUAGUUUAUGUAUGAUGUACUAAUCUUGUGAGCUCAAUCAGCUGCUGUUAUAAUUUGAAUAAAUUUUAGAAUUCUCAA